AUGGGCUACCCACGGAGGUUGUGGAGGGACAUCCCUGAAGGCAUUCAAGAAAUGACUUGUGUGUCCACAGGUCUAGUUGAUGUGGUGGUAUUUGUCAACAGGAGGUUCCGCCCUGACCGCAGACCCGCUCCCGCCCCGCCCCUGCCGUCGCUUCACUCCCGCGGGCGGCGGGCGGCGCGUGCGCGCGCUGCGGCCAUGGCGGGAGUGCUGGUGCGGGCCGGCCGUGCCUCGGCCCUGCGGGGAUCGCUGUCACCGCUGAGGGCGGCUCGGGCAUUCCUGGUUUGCAGGCUGAAGUCAUCGGUCAGCUUUCUCACUCGACCGGAUCGACCAAAUAUUGCUUAUCAGAAACUAAAAGGAAGAAAUCCAGGGGUUAUUUUCCUUCCAGGCUUCAAUUCAAAUAUGAACGGUCAGAAAGCAACUGCCCUUGAAGAUUUCUGCAAAUCGUUAGGUCAUGCCUUCAUCAGAUUUGACUAUACAGGAUGUGGAAGUUCAGAUGGUAAAUUUGAAGAGUGUACAAUUGGGAAGUGGAGAAAAGAUGUUCUGUCUAUACUGGAUGAACUUACAGAUGGACCACAGAUUCUGGUGGGCUCCAGCAUGGGUGGAUGGCUGAUGCUUCAUGCUGCAAUAGCACGUCCAGAUAAAGUAGCUGCUCUGGUUGGAGUUGCUGUAGCAGCAGAUCAUGUUGUAACAACUUUUAAGAGGCUUCCCAUUGAGGCACAAAAAGAAAUAGAAGAAAAGGGUGAAUGGAAGUAUCAAACAAAGCAAAAUGAAGAAGGCUAUUACUCCUUGACCUAUGACUUUAUCAGAGAAGCAGAAAAUCACUGUGUGCUGAAUAGUCCUAUUCCUGUGACAUGUCCCAUACGCCUUAUUCACGGCAUGAAGGAUGGGGAUGUCCCUUGGGAGAUCUCUAUGCAAGUUGCUGACCGUGUUUUGAGCAAGGACGUGGAUGUUAUCCUCCGCAAAAUCGGCCAGCAUCGGAUGAGUGACAAGGAGGAUACAAAGCUCCUUGUGAAUACUGUUGAUGAUCUAAUUGACAAGCUGUCAACAGUAGCAUAAGCAGAAGAGUAGCAUUAGUGCAUGAACUCUACACCUGACUCUUUUCCUUGAAUAACAGAAGCCUUGUUCUUACCCAGAUGGUGGCAAGCUUGUGACUGUCACAGUAGGAACUGAGCUUUAUCUGCUGUUUCCUUACCUCUGUUUCAUAAAUACAGGAAUUGUAUUAUUGCUGCAUUUGCACACAGCCCAAAGUGUGAAGGGGUGCUGCUAUUGUGUUCAGAACCUCUCCUUCACCAUUUUACCCAUUUUUUUUCACAAAUUUCCUAUAAUUUUGUACUGACAUGUUGAUUACUUUUUGUUGCUAUUGGCCUGUACAGUAAAACUUUAUUUUCACAUCUUUGA
Melozone crissalis (California towhee) is the source of this 1398-nucleotide messenger RNA. RefSeq names its product abhydrolase domain containing 10, depalmitoylase (gene ABHD10). Gene Ontology annotation, molecular function: palmitoyl-(protein) hydrolase activity; hydrolase activity, hydrolyzing O-glycosyl compounds. NCBI's taxonomy places the organism in Eukaryota, Metazoa, Chordata, Aves, Passeriformes, Passerellidae. Gene Ontology annotation, biological process: protein depalmitoylation. The record is from RefSeq and is a predicted model, not a curated record. The transcript is spliced from 6 exons. The coding region runs from base 1 to 1056 and encodes 351 amino acids. Gene Ontology annotation, cellular component: mitochondrion.